Molecule: messenger RNA, 1512 nt
Organism: Trypanosoma grayi
Lineage: Eukaryota; Euglenozoa; Kinetoplastea; Trypanosomatida; Trypanosomatidae
Product: putative regulatory subunit of protein kinase a-like protein
Exons: 1
Coding region: 1-1512 (503 amino acids)
Source: RefSeq, a predicted model, not a curated record
AUGUCUGGUGAAGGGAACACGCUUAGCCUCUUUCUCGAUGCCUGCCGUAAGGAGGGCGUAAAGCAGCCUAACACGAUCCUCAUGGAUUUCUUCCGCAGCAACCCGUCGCCGGCGCAGAUAGAGGAGAUCGACCUCAGCAACAACUACAUCGGCAAUCGCGGCAUCCUCGCCGUGCUCACGGUCAUUGAGAGCCUGCCCGCAUUCCGCUUCUUUAACUGCUCUAACCAAAAGCUUUACAACACCGACCUCAGCGACGACAGUGUUAGGGGCAACGCCACGGUAGACCGCAUCGUGGAGGUGUUCAAGGUGCACCCCACCGCCAACGCCCUCGACAUGAGCCACAACCCUGUCUCCAACUACGCCGGGCGAAAGCUGCUGGUGCUGACGCAGGUAAACCGCCGCAUCUGCCGCAUUGAGCUGAACGACACGCGCGUCGACUUUGACCUGCGCAAGCGCAUUACACAGCAGUGCGAAAAGAACACCGUCGCGCUGUGGGAGGCGCAGGAGUCGGAGGCGCAUGAGGAGGAUCGCGCCUUCGGUGAGGGGCUGGUGUGGGUGCCGACGCAGGCGCCCGCCGACUUGACCACCAUCGGCGGUGGCAAGAACCGCCGCCGCACCGUCCGCAGCGAGGGCAUCGAUCCGGAGAAGGCGAAACAGUUCAAGCCCCCGUUCUUCGAGAAGAGUGAGGACGAGAUGAGGCUCAUCACGGAGCUCCUCACCCACAACGUGCUCUUCUCAUUCCUCAACACGAAGGACAUCAAGGCGGUGGCGGGCGCUAUGCAGCGGGUAGUGUUCAAGCGCGAUGACUGUAUCAUGGAGGCGGGGGAGACGACGUGCGACAAGCUGUACAUCAUCCAGUCCGGUAACGCCGAUAUCAUCAAGGAGGGGCAGAAGGUCUACCUCAAGACGGAGGGCACUGCGGUAGGCGAGCUUGAGCUGAUGUACGACACCCCUGUUGUGGCAACCGUGAAGGUGUGCACCGAUGAACUCGUUGCGUGGGUGCUCGACCGCGAGACGUACCGCCACCUCGUAAUGGGCACCGCCAUUCGCCGGCGCGAGACGUACAUCCAGUUCCUCGCCAACGUGCCGUUCCUCGGUGGCCUCGACAGCUACGAGAAGCUGCAGCUCGCCGACGCCCUCAGCAACGACGAGUUCUCGCCUGGCGACUAUAUCAUCCACUACGGCGAGGAGGGCGAGUGGCUGUACAUCAUCAUGGAGGGCACUGUGGAGGUGAUUGGCCGUGACGCCAACAGCACGCCGACGAAGGUGUGUGAGUUCACGCAGGGCGACCACAUUGGCGAGCUUGAGUUCCUCAACAACCACCGCGCCGUCGCCGACGUCGUCGCCACAACACACGUCAUCACGGCAAAGCUGAACCGCCGCCACUUCGAGAUGUGCCUCGGCCCUGUCAUGGACGUGCUGAAGCGCUGCACCAGCGACCCCAAGUACGAGUACUACAAGAACGUGCUCAAGCAUGGCGCCGCGCCCCAGUCCCACUUGGACCAGGUGUGA